This is a messenger RNA of Cheilinus undulatus (humphead wrasse), 2487 nucleotides long. RefSeq names its product methyltransferase like 25B (gene mettl25b). NCBI's taxonomy places the organism in Eukaryota, Metazoa, Chordata, Actinopteri, Labriformes, Labridae. The record is from RefSeq and is a predicted model, not a curated record. The transcript has 8 exons. Gene Ontology annotation, molecular function: rRNA (adenine-N6,N6-)-dimethyltransferase activity. Bases 254 to 1972 code for a protein of 572 amino acids. Gene Ontology annotation, biological process: rRNA modification.
CGCAUUCUGUAAGCGAAAGUUGCAGCUGCUGUAGCUAGCAAGCUCAGAAGCUAAACACAAGACAUAUUUGAGAAAAUAACAAGCAUUGGAUUUGAAUUAUAAAUGGAGACUUUGUGUGCUUUGCGGGAAAUCAACUUUGAGCGUGUUUUAAAUAAAUUUAGUCAUAACCUCUAAACAAUAACGCGGUAAUUAGCACGCUAACUUAUGCUAGCAUUAGCCAACGUCCGUUUAACUGUCACCAGCACAGGAUGAGAUGUUUGCACCGAGCCUGGCAGCAGAUCAACAGAGACAGCUGGCAGAAAGACUCACCUCGUUCCUGUCGCAGUACAGCCACCUGUCCAACUCCUUUAUAAUCGAGUUCUUCACUGAAGAUCUCUGGCACACCCUACCAGACUCAUGGCAGUUGGUGCUACAAGACCUGACAUAUCCACAGGUUGCAGAUCUGCUACUGGAUGCUAACAAUGGAGACAACAGGAGGUAUCCCUGCGUGUGGCCUCUGUCACUGCUGGCGUUUCGUGCCACAGCUCAUGUUCUGGCAUUUCCCAGGGAGUGCAGACAGGAGAGAGGCAGAGCGUCCGGCUCAGUGAAACCUGAGGAGUUUCAGGAGAAUCAAAGUCAGAGCUCUCUGCUUGGUCACAUAUUCAGGAAACACGUCAAACCCAAGAAGCAGCACGAGAUCCGUAAACUGGGCAUGCUGGUGAAACAGCUUUGUGAUCAGACCGACUGCAGCAGGGUGGUGGAUGUGGGCUCAGGACAGGGUCAUCUCACACGCUUUCUAUCCUUCGGGCUUGGACUGUCUGUGACAGCGAUUGAAGCAGAUCAAACUUUGGUUACCAUGGCGUCCAGGUUUGACGGACAGCUCCUAUGGGCCUUAGAGAAAGAAAGGCAGAAAAAGAACUGCCCCUCUCUGGUCCCAGUGUCACACUCCUCUCCUCGCCAUGUGGCAGGUUGGGUAAACCCCAAGGCAUCAUGGGAAGACUUCAUCAAGCAGCUGAGCACGUCUGAGUGUGUCAAAAAUGGUCCCCAAACUCCGUCUGGACCCAGUAAGAAGAAGCUGAAGGGCUCUGAGCAUCACGAGGUCCAGACUCCAUCUUGUCUGGGCUCCACUGAGUCUCAAUCACUGGACUUUGAAAUGACGUCACUACCGCCGUUCAGCAAAGAAAACUCUGGUAAGGAGUCCUGCUGUCCGUGUGAGCAGUUAGCCAGCCAGGAAGGAGAACGCCAAGACAUUAACGACCUCGAAAGAUAUCCAGAUUUUGUCCUGACCGGUCUCCACGCCUGUGGUGACCUUAGCGCCACCCUCCUUCGCCACUUCGUCAACUGCCCUCAUGUGCGCGGUAUCACAUCAGUGGCGUGCUGCUACAUGAAGAUAACAACCAAAGAAAACCCAACCCCUCCAGGACUGGUGGAGCGGCCCGCCUCACUGAUGACGCCAUGCCAGGAGUCGCCUCGGUCAGAGUUCGGUUACCCGAUGAGCUCCUGGGUGCAGGGUCUGCCGGGUCAUCAGCUAUCCUACAAGGCGAGGGAGGGGGCGUGUCACGCUGUGGAGGACUACGGACGGAGGCUUAGAGAGGAGAGCGAGCUGCUGAAGACACACUGUUACAGAGCCAUGCUGGAGACGUUCAUCAGGGACACGAGGCCGGAUCUACGCAGGGCAGGGAUCCAGACCAUCAAGAAGUCUCACCUGUUACCGUUUACAGAGUACGCCCGUCUGGGUCUGGCACGGGUCGGCCUUCCUCCCACUUUACCUCUGGACCCGGAGCGCGUGGAGGCCAUGUUGAAGCAGCAGGGCCGGGUGGUGGUCUACUUCAGCCUGUCUCUGCUGCUGGCGCCUGUGGUGGAGACGCUGGUGCUGCUGGACAGAAUGAUCUACCUGCAGGAGAACGGUGUGGAAAGUCACCUGGUUCCUCUCUUUGAUCCUAACUUUUCACCACGAAACUUUGUGCUGGUCGCUCUGAAGCCUCAAGGAUAGCAAGUCAGACUCUUCUAAUCCCUCCACAUGACUCAUGAUUACCAAAGUCUUGCUCUUUUUGUAAGAAAAGGAAAUCUUAGGGUUAUUUUUUUAUUUCAGUUUCUGUUUUUAUUAAUGUUUAAUGAUAAAGGGAAGGUUCUGCUUGCUGAAUGUAAACGCUCUGCUAUAUUUUUAUAAGGCUCAAAUCAUGGCAUGGAACCGUUUUAGAUAUUUAGCUCUGCUGGGAUUCAGGAGCAUGUUUCAGGUCUAAAUCUUUGGGAUUUUCUGAACCAAAACGUCCAGAUAUCAGGUUUUGUUGACCUCAUGCACGUCACACAGUUUCCCUCUCAGUCUCCUUUUCAUGCACAGAGACAGUCAUGUGUUUUGUUUCAAUGACAUGCUCUGGUCCCUGCAUGCCCAACUAUUGUUUUAAUUGGUUUUUUAAUUUUAUUUAUUUAAUUCUGUCCUUUUCUGUAAAGCACACAUGUAGCGCUGUUUUUCUGUUACUCAAAAGCAAUAAACGGAAUCAAAUCUUA